UUCAAUAACACAAGAGAGCGGAGAUGUCAAACAAGUAUUCUCCGAUGAAGAAGAUAGGGUUUCUGAAUCGAGAAAUGGAGUUAGAACCACCAGCUAAGAUUAAUGGUCAUCAUAAAGAUACAAUAUCGCCAACACUCGGUGAGUUACUGAAGAGAGUUGAAGAUGCACAAAACAACGGAACUCCGAAUAAUCAAGAACAUCGAGUUAUAAAUCUUGAUCAUUUGGAUCAACCAAGAUCAGUUCCACCAUUUGUGUUAUCCUUCAACAAUCUUACAUACAGUGUUAAAACAAGCCGGAAACUGACACUUCCGUCGUGUUUCCGCCGGAAAGACUCACUCGGAGUUGUGACCAAUGGAGAAACUCAUCAUCAAAGGAAGUUUUCGAAUAUGAAGACUUUAUUAAAUGAUAUUUCUGGUGAAGCUCGUGAAGGUGAAGUAUUAGCUGUUCUUGGAGCAAGUGGUUCGGGGAAAUCUACGUUGAUUGAUGCAUUAGCUAAUCGGAUAGCUAAAGAUAGUUUGAAAGGAAAUAUAACGUUAAAUGGUGAAGUACUUGAAUCUCGUUUACUUAAAGUUAUCUCAGCUUAUGUUAUGCAAGAUGAUCUUUUAUUUCCCAUGUUAACAGUUGAAGAAACUCUAAUGUUUUCUGCUGAGUUUCGAUUACCUCGUUCGUUAUCUAAGUCGAAGAAGAAAGCUAGAGUACAAGCUUUGAUUGACCAAUUAGGGUUGAGAAAUGCAGCUAAAACCGUGAUUGGUGAUGAAGGUCAUAGAGGUGUUUCUGGUGGUGAACGUCGUCGUGUUUCUAUCGGUAUUGAUAUUAUUCAUGAUCCUAUUAUCUUGUUUCUUGAUGAACCGACGUCAGGUUUGGAUUCUACUAGUGCGUUCAUGGUUGUGAAGGUUUUGCAGAGAAUUGCUCAGAGUGGUAGUAUUGUUGUUAUGUCUAUUCAUCAGCCAAGUUCCAGAAUUCUUGGGUUGUUGGAUCGUUUGAUCUUUCUUUCUCGUGGUCAGACUGUUUAUAGUGGUUCUCCUGCAAAUAUUCCUCGAUACUUCUCCGAGUUCGGCAACCCGAUUCCUGAAAAUGAGAACCGGAUAGAGUUCGCGCUCGAUUUUAUUCGAGAGCUUGAACAGUCGACACCAAAUGGUGGUGGUACUAAGCCGCUAGUGGAGUUCAACAAGUCAUGGCAGAGCAAACACUAUCCUCGAAAUUUGGAGUCUGACCGGCUUGGGUUAUCAUUGAAAGAUGCGAUUAGUGCUAGUAUUUCUAGAGGAAAACUAGUAUCUGGCGCGACGAAUGAUGCUAGCAGUACUGCAUCUACUGUCACAACUUUUGCGAACCCGUUCUGGAAUGAAGUAAUUGUCUUGUCAGAACGUUCAAUGAAGAAUUCGAGGAGAAUGCCUGAAUUAUUUGGUAUGCGAUUGGGAGCAGUUUUGGUCACCGGUUUCAUCUUAGCUACCAUGUUCUGGCAACUCGAUAGUUCACCAAGAGGUAUAAAAGAAAGAUUAGGAUUUUUCGCUUUCGCCAUGUCUACAACAUUUUACACUUGUGCAGAUGCUCUUCCAGUUUUCCUCCAAGAACGAUACAUCUUUAUGCGAGAAACUGCUUAUAACGCGUACCGCCGCUCAUCAUACGUUCUUUCCCAUUCACUUGUAGUCAUUCCAUCAUUAGUCUUCCUCUCCUUCGCAUUUGCAGCAACAACAUUCUGGGCAGUCGGAUUAGCCGGAGGCAGCUCCGGAUUCUUUUUCUAUUUCGGUAUAAUCUUUGCAGCAUUUUGGGCAGGAAGUUCUUUCGUCACUUUCCUAUCUGGCAUUCUCUCCCAUGUCAUGGUUGGUUACACCGUAGUCGUUGCUGUCCUCGCGUACUUCCUGCUCUUCAGUGGUUUCUUUAUCAACCGAGACCGAAUCCCACCGUACUGGAUUUGGUUCCAUUACAUGUCACUAGUCAAGUACCCGUUCGAAGGCGUUUUGCAAAACGAAUUCAACGAUCCGACAAAAUGUUUCGUCAGGGGUGUUCAAAUGUUCGAUAACACGCCUCUUUCGAUCGCUUCAAACCAAAUGAAAGUGAAUUUGCUCAAGACAGUGAGUAAUUCGUUAGGUUUGGCGAUUACACCGACUACUUGCGUUACCACGGGAACUGAUAUAUUGAGAGAUCAAGGGGUUACUGAUCUGAGUAAAUGGGGUUGCUUGGGGAUAACUAUAGCUUGGGGUUUCUUCUUUAGGAUUCUCUUCUACCUUUGUUUAUUGUGGGGUAGCAAGAACAAAAGAAGUUAGUUGGAUGUUGGUUGAUAAGUGGUUUACAAAUUGAACAGGGCCAGCUUUUCUAUUUUAUUGGCGGGAAAGAAUUGUAAUUCUAAUUUCAUACUUUUCAUGUUUGUUUUUAUUUACUUAUUUGGGAGUGGUAACUGGGCGAUCCUCUAUUUAAGGCACUGUAACUGUGUAAGUUUAUAUAUAUACAAUCUUUUUGAAUCUUCAA
Messenger RNA from Papaver somniferum (opium poppy), 2466 nucleotides. RefSeq names its product ABC transporter G family member 6-like. The coding region runs from base 24 to 2264 and encodes 746 amino acids. The record is from RefSeq and is a predicted model, not a curated record. Gene Ontology annotation, cellular component: membrane. Lineage: Eukaryota; Viridiplantae; Streptophyta; Magnoliopsida; Ranunculales; Papaveraceae. The transcript has a single exon. Gene Ontology annotation, molecular function: ATP binding; ATP hydrolysis activity; ABC-type transporter activity.